AUGCACGUCAUUCUCACGGGAGCGACCGGCCUUGUUGGCUCCGGCGUCUUGGAUGCCAUGAUCAAAUACGAACGCAUCACUAAAAUCUCCAUUCUGAGCCGCAAACCCGUUCCAAUGGCCGACGACGCCAAAGACACAAGGAUCAACGUCAUCAUCCACAAAGAUUUCGAGCAGUACGACGCCUCUGUGCUUGAAAAGCUCAAAGGUGCCCAUGGCUGCGUAUGGGCCCUCGGAAUCAGCCAGUCCAGGGUCAGCAAGGACGAAUACGUCAAAAUCACAAAAGACUACGCCCUCGCCGCCGCACGCGCAUUCUCCACGCUGUCGACUAGCGAGGACCAGCCCUUUCGCUUCGUCUACGUAUCUGGCGAGGGAGCUACACAGGAGCCCGGCCAUUUCACGGCUGUUUUCGCCCGAACAAAAGGAGAAACAGAGGUUGGGCUUGCAACGAUGAGCAACGAGCUUCGUACCAUGCGAGCUUACUCAGUCCGACUGGGCGGCGUGGAUGCAUCGCAACAUGAUGCGAUUAAACAGUAUAUCCCGGAUCCAGGCGCCAUGUAUAGAGCUAUGGGAAGUACUCUUUAUCCGGCGCUCAGGUCACUCAUGCCAUCGGCCUUGGCGCCUACAGACAUCACUGGCGAUUGCCUUUCCAAGAUGGCCAUGGGGGAACUAGAUGAUAAGAUUGAAGGGCCAGGUGCUGUCAAUACCGGGCUAACUUGGACUUUGAAUAACAAGGCCAUGAGAAGAGUGGCGGGGAGGUGA
This is a messenger RNA of Trichoderma aggressivum f. europaeum, 759 nucleotides long. RefSeq lists its product as uncharacterized. The transcript has a single exon. NCBI's taxonomy places the organism in Eukaryota, Fungi, Ascomycota, Sordariomycetes, Hypocreales, Hypocreaceae. The coding region runs from base 1 to 759 and encodes 252 amino acids. The record is from RefSeq and is a predicted model, not a curated record.